CCACAUCUAAACAUGGCCAUAGUUGAUCUCACGUUUAUGGGGAGGUCAAAUUCCACAUAUUUUUCAACAGUGUAUCGAGUUUUAAAGAGAAAGUAAGUUCUGAGUUUGGGGAUAUUUUGAAUAUUUUGGAGCCAAUGAACCGAGGAUUGCUGACGUAAUUUUGCUUCGGUGACUUCUAUAUUGCAUACUCUUAAAGUCAAGUAAUGUUGAGUCAUAUCUAAUGAAUCCAUUAUGGCUUUAAUAUGUGCGGUCCAGUUUGACUGACUUGGCUGAGCUCGAUCCCAGUAAAAUACUUUUUUGGUAGUUCGUCCUCGUCCAUCGUCAAUAUAUGUUUCCAAAGACGUAUCAUGUUCAGUUGAUGUCGGCAGAAUAAUAACUUUGCCAAAAAUAUCAGAAUGUCUCCAGUGUCGUCCUUCUCAACAUUCCUGAGAGUUCUGGUAAGAAAGUGGUGGUGUUUUCCGAAAGACGGGGUCAAUAAGGUUAAACGAAUAAGUAUGAUAAUAUAGUUCUCUAUAUUACUUAUUCUGAUAAAAUAUUGCCAAAUUGAAAAUGAUGUGUCGAAAUCAAGACGCCAAUUUCUUAAUUGGUCAAAAAUUCUGAAUGUGACACCGCGUUCAUUUUAUCAUUUCAAAUUAUCUUUAAUCUUGGACUAUGAACGCAACUCGGUGAUCCGAGAUAAGCACGACUCGCACAGCUUUUCAAUGUAACACGACGCGAAGUGACCAAAUUUAAAAGUUAAAUAGUCACAGAAGAUAAAAUAUUUCACAGCUAUCAUUCACCGUACCGUGAAGACAAUGUUAGUGUAUUCAUGAAAAAAAAAUCGAUUUCCAACUAGACAGCAUAAUUUCAAGAUAAUUGUAAAAUCAUCCGGCAUUGAACAAUGAUGUAAGAUAAACGGGGCCGUGCUUAGUUAUCAUUUAUAAUUUUAAUGCGCUGCCAACAUUUAAUCACCUUUUCUUAUUAAACAGCCUCACUAUUGCGAGUGAAGUAUUCUGAGCAUUCAAUUGAUCCGCCAUCCAUCGUUACCAAGUUGUUGGUUGUAGCCAAUUAGAUGAGCUCUCAUCACCGUCUUUUAUUUGUACACUGCUAUUUAAAGUUGAAAAGUUUUAGAAAUGGAUCGGAUGCUUUACUGACAACGCGUUAAACGUAUUCAACGAAUCUGUGCAAAAUGACUUGAAAGUCUGAAAAUAUUGUAAAAGAAGACAAAACAUGUUGUUUAACGGUUAUAUCUUUGCUUUGGUUAUUAUAUCUGCCUGCAUUCAUUGCUCAUGCUUCGGACAAGAACUGAGCUCCUUUGCACUGACCUCGAGUGGUUCAACCUAUCAACUUGUCCCAGGAACAAGCAUUCAACUCGACUUUAACUUCGACUUUUCAUCAUCUAAUGUAUCAUCAAAUUCGAUAAAUGUUACCUUUCAAGCUGAAAUCAUAUCCUUCACUGCGGUUGAUACGUCAACUGCAGUAAUAAAUGAUAACACCAAAAGCAUAACGUUUACAUUGACCUCGACACUGUUCCAUGCACAUGGGUUUGGAGAUUACUCCUGCAGAUUUUCUCUGUUCUCUUCCCCCUCAGAUACCUACAACGUGGACAUAGCAGUGGCGUAUGAAGAGCAGAUCACGAACUUACAGGUCUCAUGUAGUAGUUUCCAAAAGAUGGGAGUGGCAGCGAUUGGAACGAUAAGUUUGAAUUCAGGCUCCAACCUCAGAAUUGUGUGGUAUGAAAAUGGACAACAAAACAUGAUUACAUCUGAUAGUGGAAAUGGAAUGAGGCAGCUUCAACAAUCUAUCACUUUAACAUCAACUGGCCAAGUCAACAUAACGGUAAAUGUUUCCAAUUCAGUGUCUAGCGCAGCCACGUCGGUAGUAGUGUAUAAUUAUUAUCAUAUCAAUGGCUUCAACGUUUCUGGAACUCCGGGCACAUUGGACAGUGACUCUGUCAUAACUGUGAAGGUCGUGUCAGGGGCCUCUCUUCCACAGGGAGCAUUGUCUAUAAAUAUGUCAUACGGAGAUGGAAAUUUCGACACCCGUAACUUAUCCUCAACAGAUCCAUCACUGCAAUCCGGGUUACAUUUUACAAAUCGGUUCUCCUCUGUUGGGACGUAUACGGUUUCAGUGAAGAUACUCUCAAAUGUUGAUUCCAAGACCUAUCCAGCAACCAUUAGUAUUUAUGAGAAAAUAUCUCCUAUUCAGGUUGAUUGUUUGUCGCACCAGAAAAUUGGAGUUCCUGUUGCAUUUAAUGUUACUGUUCAAAACGGUUCUGAUAUCGAUGUGAAAUGGUAUGUCGACGAUGUAUUCACCCUUCAAACGAGUUAUGCGAGUAGUGGCUUUUACGUAGAAAAUUUGACGAUAAAUUUGAUAGGGACUGUUCACGUUGCGACUGUGGCAUCUAACCCUCUCUCCAAGGUAUUUCAUAAUCUCACAUUUAAAAAUCUAUAUGAAAUCAACGGAAUGUCUGUUUCUGGAGAUGAAGCAACCUUAAACACAGACGUAAAUAUCAUCCUCAGAAUGGUUGAUACAGCUUUGCGACCACAGGGACAACUGUCAAUUCGCUUAAACUUUGGUGAUUCGACGUCAUCGGAGGUGGUAAAUAUUUCGUCGGAAAAUGCCACUCUUAUAACCACUGGAGUAACUUUCACCCAUCAGUACAAUUUAGAAGGGAAUUACACUGUUGAAGCAAAGGUGAAUUCACCCAUUGACACAAAGACGUACAACAACACCGUCCAAAUAAUGGAACCAAUUACAACUAUUCAGAUAUCGUGUGCCACAUUCCAGACGUUUGGAUUACCCGUGGUCGUUACAGUCAAUCUUACCAAUGGGUACAAUAUAAUCAUCAGAUGGUUUGUAAAUGAUCAACCAUUACAAACCAGCUUUCAUGCAGGAAAGGGCACAAGAAUAUCCUCGGUCGAUUUACUCCCUACAACAGCUGGUGAUUUAAACAUCACUGCCCUCGCCAACAACGCAGUGUCCGAGGAAUCAACCUCUAUCUUGAGCUCUUACUUAUAUUCCAUCAACGGAUUCAGUCUUGUAGUUGGUCCAUCAACGAUUUACAAGAAUGCAAGCAUUUACUUGAAAAGGGCAAGCUCGGCAGAUCUUCCACAAGGAAAUAUUUCAAUUGUUUUGCAAUUUGGUGAUGGGAACUUGACUUCUCUUAAUCUUUCUGCUAGUGACCCUUCUUUCCUCAAUCCGGGACUCCUCUUCACCCAUCACUACACAACAGAGGGAUCUCACAAUGUAGUUGCUAAUAUUAUGUCCAAUAUUGAUUCCAAGUCGCUUACUGCUAUAAUAUCCAUAGUGGAGCCCAUUGAAAAUAUAUCGGUGUUGUGUUAUCCAGAAAACCACUAUAUUGGACACGAUAUCAUUAUAAAUGUCACUAUAAACAAUGGCUUUGAUGUAAAAACCAAGUGGUAUAUAAAUAGAAGAUACCAAUUUAAAAAAUCUCAUCCAGGGAAAGGAAUUCGAGUAUAUUCUCUCAGUCGUCGUUAUAAACAAAAAGGAAAACUCGUUAUCAAAGUGAUUGCUAGUAAUCUAGUUAGUAAUUUUUACGAUUCCAUAACUAUUUAUAAUUAUCAUAAAAUCGAAGGUUUCGGUAUCUACUUCUCACCUGGAACGAUUUAUGAAGAUGUUGAUAUUGUUUUGAAACUGGCUGUCGGAAGUCCAUUACCACAAGGCUGGAUAAAUUAUAAAAUCUAUUUCGGAGACGGCAAUUCUACUUCCGGAAAAGUGUCAUCAUCAGAUUCAAAACUGGGAGAAACUGGACUGAACUUUCCAAAACGAUACUAUAGUGAAGACGUUUACGUGAUUACGGUAACGCUAGUUUCCCCAAUUGAUUCCUCCAAUUUGACCUCUGAAAUCAAAAUUGUUGAACCCAUUCGUAGCAUUACAUUCUGGACAAAACUCUACCAUGAAGUCGGCGAGGAGCUUGUAAUCGAGGCUAAUUUGACAGACGGUUACAACGUCACAACCACAUGGAGUAUAGGAACAAGCCUGUCAGAAGUUUUGCUGCACGAAGGAACGGGACAUCGGAACUUUAACAUCACUAGGAUGAUCACUGAAAAGGGAGUUAUCCCUAUUUCAGUCACAGCCACCAAUCUAGUUUCGCAAGAUACAUCUACUUAUACAACGUAUUUCUAUCACCGAAUCAAUGGAAUAUUCCUAAGCACUACUGUCUCUUCUAUAGUAGCCGACGUUAAGUUGUACCUCAACACAGUUUCUACCGUGCAAGUGCCACAAGGGGUGAUUAACAUUACCAUUGAUUUUGGAGAUGAAUCAAAAAACAUUUCAAGUUUGGAAUUGCUAUCAUCAACGGCAACCGACCCAAAUCUACUCAUUUUACAUCGGUAUGAAGAUGCUGGCAAUUACACUGUCACUGCAACUCUCACUUCUCCACUAGGAAUCGAAAACGUAACUGCAGAAGUUGAGGUUAUCGAACCAAUAUUCGGAAUUCAAUUUGAAUGUGAAAAAUUCCUAGAGGUGGGACAGGAGUUAUUCAUAAACGCAACACUGUUUGGAGGCUUCCGUGUAACAACAGAGUGGUAUAUUGGAACAGCGCCCCCUAUUGUCAUCCUUCAUGAGGGAAAUGGAACAAGACAUUUUCAAGUUCGCUGUAAUGUAUCUGAAAUCGGUCUUUUAUCAGUGACAGUUAACGCUACUAAUGACGUAUCACAGGCCUCUAACUUCACAACUAUAUACUAUUUGUAUGCCGUCAACGGUUUCAAUGUUUCUCAUGGAAUUUAUUCAACUUUAGAAGAGGCUAAUGUGAGUCUAACUUUGGAUGCUUCUGCUGACCUGCCUAUGGGACUUAUAACAAUAGUCACUGACUUUGGUGAUGGGAAUACAAACUUAAGUGUAAUCAACGGAAGUGAUUCCUCUUUCAUCACAACUGGACUUCAUUUCAUCCAUCAUUACGUAGAUGCCUCUAACUACUCCACUGUAAUAACACUAACGUCAGAAAUAAACUCCAUCAAUUUAAGGACGGGAAUUAAAAUUCUCGAACCAAUUUUUGGGAUAGAGUUCAUCUGUCCAAAAUAUAUAGAAGUCGGCGAAGAAAUAGAGAUCCAGGCAACUCUCUUUGGAGGUCAUGAAGUUAUAACAGAGUGGAUAUUUGGGAAUAGGUCGAAAUCGGAAAUUUACCAUCAUGGGAAUGGAACUAGAACAUUCCCAGUUAUCCACAAUGUAUCUGGAAGCGGAGAAGUUAAUAUCACUGUUUUGGCAAGGAGUCCAGUAUCUAAUGCAUCCAACGCAACAAUCGUAUUCUACUAUUAUGGAGUCAAUGGAUUUUCAAUAAGCAAGCCACAAACUAUUUCAAGCUACAAUAUUACUGAGGUGGACGUCUGGUUAGAUUCAAAUGCUCACACACCUAUGGGCGACGUAAGCAUUCAUUUAAUGUUUGGGGAUGGGAAUUUUUCGACCAUUUACUUAGACUCGGACAACGCCAGUUUGAACAAUCCAGGAUUAUCAUUCUCUCACAUGUAUCAGAUGUUCGGGGAUUAUAUAAUUACUGCUCAAGUCAGCUCCCACAUCAACGCGGUCAACUACUCAACAGGAGUGGAAAUGUUGGAGCCAAUAGAAGGAAUAAAGGUUGAUUGUCUUUUAUACAACAUGGUUGGAAAUACCUUACCAGUAAUAGUAAAUGUAAAGCAAGGGACAAAACUUCAAAUCAAAUGGGAUUUUGGCGGUAACGAUACUUUGGUUCAAAAUAUAAGUGGAUCCGGAUUAAGGUCUUAUGAAUUUAUGCAAACCGUUCACAGCACUGGUGAAAUAAAUAUAACGGUGGAAGCAGGAAACACCGUAUCAAGCGUUAGUAACUGGACCAUAACGUAUUACUUCUACAACAUCAAUGGAUUUCAUUUUCAUCAUAAUUCCACAGUGCAGACAAAGGAAGUGGCUUCAAUAUUUCUGAAAAUGGCGACAAGUGCUCUUCAGCCUCAAGGAAUUGUAGACGUAACUUUGUUUUUCGGAGAUGGAAAUUCAACAACAUUUAAUGUAUCAUCCGAUGAUCAAGUUUUGACAUCCGAUGGGAUGCACUUUGACUAUGUUUAUUUGAUUCAAGGUAUAUAUCAUAUUGAAGCAAGCCUUGUUUCUUCCGUUGGAUCCGCAAAUAUAUCUUCCGACAUGAAUAUCUGGGAUAAAAUUGAUGUUGAGCUAAACUACACAAAAAUCACAAAGGUAGGGGAGGAUGUACAUUUUAACUUCAUACAUGUUCCCAAUUCUAACUUUAUGUAUCGUAUCUCUUAUGGAGACGGCGAAUUUAGAUCUAAUGAAGAACAAGAUCUAUACCGCACUUAUGAUUUCAGUAACUGGACAAAAGUUUACAACUCGCCCUUUUCGUAUAAUGUACACUUAAGAGCUUGGAAUCCAUUGUACGAAAACAAUUUCAACUGCGAUAUUUUAGUCGAGUAUCCUCUACUAGAUGACAUUAUCACAUUACUACCUGUGAAUGACACAAUACCUCUACCAGAUGGAACGAUGGAAUUCGUCAUGGAAAUAAAACAACAGUCACCUACGCCAUCUAACGUAAUGUGCAACUUUGAUUACGGUGAUGGAGAGGCAAAAGACCACGACGUUCACGUUAACAUAGAAUAUGGCGCACCUAUUGUAAGGACAUACGUCUUUAAAACCCAUGGCUUGAAAAAUGUCACUUUUCAUUGCCGAAACUCCGUGAGCUCUAUAUUCCGGUCAUCUAAAGUAAAUGUUCUCCUAUAUAAUUUACAGGAUAUAAAGAUAAUUUAUGACAAUCCCGUCAACAUGAACAUGACACUGGAGCAAAGAACACCAACGGAGGACAAUCGUCACACAUAUCAAGCUGUGUCUAUCCCUGUGAAUGUAACGUUCAACUUUUAUCUUCUUGGUUGUUCUAGGCUUCCACAUAAUAUAGAAAUGAGAUGGAAAUUUGGGGAUGAAACUCCAAGAGAAAUUUCACGUUCAACUCAACUAUUCUACUAUCAUGAAUAUAAAUCUCGUGGAUCUUUUAUGAUGAGGUUGAAAAUAAUAGAUCACAACAAAAACGUUACCGAUCAUCGUGUCCUUGCUUUACAAACUGGAACAAUAAGUUUCGGGGUUAGCCCCGACAAGGGAGAUUUGCGUGAUACUGUAUUUAACUUGACCGCAACAGGUCUUCUUGGCGAAGAUUCACAGUAUACUUUUAACGGUGACAACACUGAAUUACAGCAGGAGGAUUUCUUUGUCUUUGAUAAUGUUACCAACGCCACUGCGGCGUGGUCUCAUAUCCGAUAUGCAAAAUACGGAUAUUACAUACCAAGCGUCCAAGCUUCGAAUGGUACCCUUGUAGAAACAGUUUAUUGGGACUUUCCCAUACUUGCAGAUUUAAGGAUCGAUGAGUUAACAUUAACAGUUCCGGAGACUGUGCCUCUUCCUCCAGGAUCUGUGGAAUAUAGAAUUAGUAUUGCAUCCGGUCCACAUGGUUACCGUCCUUAUGUGUUCUGUACAAUAUCGACAGGGGACGAAGUUGACAGGGCACCACGAAGUGCACUGUCUAACAUUACAUCGUCAGAUCCAUUCAUAUUCAGCUAUACCUAUGUUGCCAUUGGUUUUCCAAUUUUAAACAUCACUUGCCAUAAUUCUAUUUCCACUAAAACUUGGACUAAGAAAGUAACAGUGCGAAAUACGUGUUUUGAAGUGAAAGGAAUGUUCGAUCGACAGUAUUCAAUGGCUGACUGUCCGAUGCCAGUUUGGACAUCAGAAAAUCUCUACAUAUCAAAUAGAAUGGGUGUGACGGCCGAUUCAUCGUGUAACAAUGCACAGCCUAUAUUUCAAUGGGAAAUAUAUAGAACAAGCGAAUCUGGCGUCAUCGACAAUGAUAUUCACCAACGCAUAUAUAUAGAAUCUGACAAUGGCACAUUGUUUUUACGGGCAGGAGCUCUGGAACCUGGUUCUUACUUCUUGAAACUGACGGUCAAUCUAACAUCUACAUUCAUUUUCGAAUACAUGUAUAUUCGUUUCGUUAAACCAAAACCGUUUGCCUAUAUCAUAGGUGGUAGCAAAACAACUAUUAGGCCAUCUAGUUUUAUCCUUUUAGAUGCCUUAGAGCAAUCCCACAUCGCCAACAGUGGGUAUGGAAACACAGCUGGGCUUACCUUUGUCUGGUCAUGCCAAGAAAGUAAUGGUGUGACAGUUUCAUUUCCACACAGCCAAGACAUCUUCAAUGGAACUAACGUCACUACAACGGUAUCGCCCGUUUCUAGUGCCUGUCAAUUAGUAGAUUAUUCGCGUGGUAUAGCCAAGUUAAAUUUAGAUGGAUAUGAAGAUGUUGAUGUCCCUGUAACAGUGACGGUGAUUGAAAAUUCCAGUCAGGAUCAGUUUACACAGACCAUCGCUGUGGUCAGCACGACAUCGCCGGAGCUAGCUAUAAACUGUACCUUAAACUGUGGCCAGAAGAUUGCUAUAUCGUCAAAGGCGUCAUUUAUAGCUUGGUGUAAAAGCUGUGAGGCAGAAAACACUACGUUAAGCCACGAAUGGAGACUGUGGCUAAAAGACGAACACUCUCCCUCGUAUGAACUGGUUCACGGGUUUUCCGAAAACACAACAACAGGUACAAAGCUGCAAACCUUGGCGAUUCCUGGAGAUGUAUUGGUCCCAGGUGUGCAGUACAUGUUAACCUUGAAUGCCAGCUAUUCCGAAGAAGAGGGAUCCGCAGAAGUUUAUACACAGUUUACGACGAAUUUUCCACCAUACGGUGGCACCUGUAACUAUUCAAUAGAAACAACAGAUGCAGCUUUGCUGAAUGUUUUCUGUAAAGCCUGGGCAGAUGAGGGAUUUCAUCUCGAACAAAACUAUGAUAGAGACCUACAGGCCAAGAGACCUCUCGUAUACCAGUACGAAACAAAGACAAAACGAAAUCUGACGAAUGGCAUAGAGGAUGUCGUGAAUAUCAUAUACAGAGGGAGCGAAAGUUCCAUAACAGGGGAGUACAUUCAAGUUGGAGACAGUAGCUUCAGCUACACAGUGUACGUUGUCGUCAAAAUCUUUGAUCUAUACGGCGACUUCACACAAGUUCAGUCACAAGGCUUUACGGUUCCUCCGCCAAGUGGCACACAGCCAACAAGUGAAACUGACGUCACCACACUAAGACAAACGUACAAUAAGUUUUUAACUGACUACACGGAACGUAAACGAAGCGGGAACGAGAUGUCAGCUAUUCGUCUGAUCGGAUCCGUCGCCUCCAUGUUUAAAAACUUUACAAACGCGGAUACCACAACGACGGAGAACGAAAUCAUGACAGGAGUCGUACAAACAGCUCACGUGGACGAUAGCACGUCCCCAAUCGUGGAGGAGUAUCAAAAUAAAAUAGCACACAUGCUGGAGUUAUUGCGACUCGAUCUGCAAAUGCACUGUAGCUCAAACCAAUACAGAUUCAGCUUGCCAGACUUACAGCAAAUAUAUUCUGUUAUUGACGCCAUAACUCGUUUGCAGCCCUAUGUUACAUUUGAUGUGGUGGUUAAUACGACACGGCUGCUCGACAAUCUUGUUUUAUGCUUUGACAAAGUGACUGAUUUAGAUCCAUUUCCGGUGGGAUAUGUGGAAACUACAUAUGAGACAGCAAAAGCUAUGCAUAGAAUAAUAAACCGUUUGCUUGACGUCAUGCUUCCAAAUCAUCUGCAAGACCUUACGAUACCGAUUAACAAAGCCGAAAUUAAAGAAGUCCUUGUGAGAGAUGCCGAGCGUCAGAAACACCAAGAAGCGUUGUUAUGGGCUGUGAACGUUUCUACCCUUAUAGACUACACGGACCUGGACAAUAAGGCAGGAAUGUUAGUGGAUGUGCGACGACAUUUCAGGAUAAUUCAAGAAAAACAAGUUGAACUGGCAAGAACAUAUUUUCCAAUAAUGCAGCGAGUUUUACGUGGAAUGCAAGCAGUAAUUCUACGAACAAUCGUACUCGCUGAACGUCACAUAAUGGACAGGAAUGUGGUAUCUGUGAUCACGGAGAAAAUAACUGUUGACAGCAUCCAAAACAGAACUGACGAAUAUUUUGUGGGAAUUCAGCCAUCCAAUGGAACUUUCGAGCAGCUCACUGAUGUGAUUAUUGCAAUGAAGAUAAACUACUUCAGAAAGAAUCCAUUCAUAUACGGAGAAAAUGCAUCAACUUUAACAUCAGGUGUUUCUACCUUUGACAUUGGUGACGACAUUAAACUAGACGUGAAACUUGCAAACAACGGUAAUUUCAAAUAUCAGAAGUUCUUACCCCUUAUGAACCCCGAAUAUCCGGAGAAGAUGAUAUUUUUCACAUUCGAUGUGGUAAACGAUGAUGAUGCAGCAAUAAUAUUCAUGAAUCCGGACGGGUUUGACAUUAAUAACCCCGUGAAUUUUACAAUGUAUACCUUCUACGUGAGAAGUGAGACGUUUCCAACAUCAGAAUUAUACGAUUUUAUAAAAACAGUCGGCAUGCAAGACUGGGAAAAUAUUGGAUUCAAAAUAUUCCUCGAACAAGGAUUAUGUCCAAAGGGGACCUGCUAUCUUGGAGUGAAGCCAGAAACUGUUCCUGACUACAGUGAGUAUACACCUACAAGAAUGAGGCGUAAACGACAGGCAGUCUCCAAUGCAACGACACCUGCACCUCUUUCAAAUCAGUUUGUUCCAGUAGUCGCCAAUUUCAGUCUGGUUGUUGUAACUACAGGAUGUAGAUCGUGGAAUGAUUCUCAAAAUGCUUGGUCUUCGGAAAGCUGUAUGGUGCUUGAGAUGAGUAGCGUUAAUGAUACAGUCUGCCGCUGUAGUGGGAACACCUUUUCCACGACGUUCUACGUUCCACCCAAUAUGAUUAACUUCUUGACGGUAUUCAGCAAAUUUGACGCUACAAAUGCCUAUGCAUAUGGUCCAUUGAUUGUGCUCUUCGUUAUGUAUGUCAUUGCUGCAAUAAUUCUUCGCAGGGAAGACAAAAAAGAUUUAACAAGGUGGGCUGCACACUUUUUGGUUGAUCAUGACGCUGAAGACCAAUAUUUCUACCUUCUUACUAUACAAACGGGAUUGCGCAGAGGGGCCGGAACGAAAUCCAACGUCAAUUUUGUUGUGGUGGGAAAUGAGGAAGAUUCUGGUAUUAGAGUGUUAGCAGAUGGGGUUAAAGAGGGAUUUGGUGUGGCAAGCAUCAACAGAUACUUUAUGGGAACUAAAGAACCUCUUGGAGAAUUGAAAUACCUUCGAAUCUGGCAUGAUAAUUCUGGAAAGGGAGCACAGAAGAGCUGGUAUCUUAAUCGAGUUAUCAUUGAUGAUUUACAAGAAAAAGACAGAUAUGUAUUCCUUUGCGAAAAGUGGCUUUCCUUGGAUGAAGACGAUGGUAUGAUCGAAAGAGUACUUCCAGUGUCUACAAAAGAGAAUGUCAAUGCAUUUAAAACACUGAUGAAUGAGAACGCACAAUUGAAUGUAACAGAUCAUCAUUUAUGGGUUUCUCUCCUCCUGCGUCCAAACAUCAGUCGUUUCACGCGUGUACAGAGACUGGCCACUUUAAUGGUUCUUCUUUUGUUAGUUAUGAUUGCAAACGCAAUGUUCUUCAGAUCAUCAUCGGAAGACACUUCCUCAUUACAAAUGGAAAUAGGAUUUCUGCGCUUUUCGCUAUCGACGUUGUACGUCUCCAUCAUUGGAGUGAUUAUUACAACCCCGCCCAUUCUUUUUGUAAUUAUAGCAUUUAGAAAAAGCAAAAUCAGAAAAACCAAAACAGUUGAACUGUCAAGAACGAAAUCUGAUGCAAAUAAACCCGAAAAGUACGACGUCUCCAACAACCAUUGUUUACAGUCAUUAAAUGAGGAUAUUAUGUUUGCAGACAAUAACUUAGUUUUACCUUUCUGGACUGUAUAUGUUGCAUGGAUUGUUCUCGUUUUGGCUGCAGCAGCAUGUGCUUUUUUCCUUAUACUAUAUAGUAUGGAAUGGGGAAAGGCAAAAUCUGAGGAAUGGCUGACUUCCUUUCUAUUUUCUUUCAUUGAGUCUUUUCUGUUCGUUGAUCCUCUAAAGGUUGUGUUUGUUUCCUUGAUGUUUGCUACAAUAUUCAGAAGUAUGAAAGAAGAAAAGCCUCCAUCAAUCGAUUUGAUGGAAUUGCAAAAAGCUUCAGGAUAUUACCAUGGGGAUUCAAGGCAAAGUUUUCUGGCACUUGUAAAUGAUAUCCUGAAGAAAAACGAACCACCAUCUGAAGAUGAAUUAAGACUUCUCAGACAAAAGAGGCAAGAAGAGAAGAAAGCACGAAAAGCAACCUACAACAUUCUCAUAUAUAUGCUGUACAUUUUUGUCCUCUAUAGUGCUAGUUACUUGCAAAGGGAUCUCAGAUCUUUCAAUUACAAGUGGAAUAUGGACAAUUAUUUGAUAGCCAGCAGUGACUCCCAGCUCGGAUUUUCAGCCAUAAAUGAAACCAAGGAUUUUAUAGCUUGGAUCAACAGAACACUCAUACCUACUUUUUACCCUGAACAUGACUAUCGGGGUGUUCCGUUAUCGGCGGUAGACCAGAAAUGGUUUGGCGAUCAGUCAAGCAUUCGGGUUGGACCUGCUCGUCUAAGACAGCUAAGGUCUAAAAGAGAAAUUUGCAAAGUUUGGAGUAUUACCUGGCCAAAAGACUGUGUUGAAAAAUACGCAGAAUUAAGUGAAGAGACGUCUCCAUAUUGUCUGGGAUGGCACAAAUACAACAAGACAGCAUGCAGUGGCACGGUCUAUGAGAAUACAUUCUUAACGUCAAACGCUUGGAAAUAUACCGAUGCAAAAGAAAUCUGGGGAAUUUCCAUUUUAGGAGACUAUAACUCGUAUAGCGGCGGUGGGUAUAUUCUAGAAUUUACCAAAAACAGAGCACAGGCAGUGGCGAUGCUAAAUGAACUCAUGAAAUACUACUGGAUUGACAGGGCAACGAGAGCUAUUUUUCUGGAGUUUACAAUUUACAAUCCGAAUAGUAACUUGUUUGCGUAUGCAAUAUUUCUUUGUGAAUUUCCAGAAACGGGUGGAACACUAAUUUGGACCGAUACACAGUCCUUUCGACCAGUGUUAUCGUCGAAUGAGGUGGGGGCAUAUGCCAUUCUCUGUUACAUUGUGAUUGCCGCAUACUUGGUAGCUUACCUCAUUCGUAUAAUUGUGAAAAGCUCCACGAAAGGAUGCUGUGCGUUCUUCAAAGUUCCUUGGAACAUCGUUGAUUUUUUGAUUAUGAUUUUAGGAUUUGCAUGCAUUGGUGUAUACAUCGUACGUUAUAUAGACGCCCAAAAGGCUAUGCAAAUGUAUUCUGAUGAUAUCCUGACUGGCACCACCCGCUUUAUUAAUUUUGGACAUAUCGUUAUUUGGGACAAUGUAUUUAACGCUCUUUUCUCUGUUAUGGUCUUCAUCUCCACUUUGAAAGUUUUACGUAUACUCGGGUACAACCGUAAGUUCACGGAAAUAAUAUCCGUGGUUACGAAUGCUGGCUCCGAGAUCGCUGGAUUCAGCGUCGUAUUUAUUGUCAUGUUUUCCUCUUUUGUGUUAUUUGGGUAUUUCUUGUUUGGUGUUCAUCUUCAAGGAUACAAAAGCGUUUUUGCAACGUGCAGUACGCUUGCUAACACGUUCAUUGGUAAAAAUAAACUGGAUACACUGAUGGUCGCUGCUCCUAAGACCGCCCAGUUUUAUUACUUUACGUAUAUGGUUUGUGUUAUUAUGACUUUGCUGACCAUGUUUGCCGCCAUCUUGAAUAAAAGCAUAUCAGAUGUCAAGGCUGAAACCGCCCACUACACCGACACCAUCGGAAUAUCAGAUAUUUGUUUGAGAUCAGCAAAGAACUUUUUCAGCAUGUUUUUCAAGUUUCAGUCUAAGGAAAGCGCACAGAAUAACAAAGCAAAUGAAAAUUUUAAGAAGAUAAAUUCCCAGUGGAGCGGAAAUGUGGAGGUGUCCAAUGUGUUAGCUUUGAUUAGGCAUACGUUCAAUGAUUUCAGCGAUCUGCAGAGCAACAAGAACAUAGCAAGGGAGGAAACCUCGAUGAAGCUGUACUCAACAUUGGACAAGAGGAUGGAAAGAGAGGAAAAGUCGAUGAAGCUGUACCCAAAGUCGGACCAAAAUGAAAUUGGACAAUCAAAUAUUCUGGAACAGUCUCCAUUAAAGACCGCGGAUUUUUCUUGUAAAGAAAUCGAACACCGAAGAAACUACAAUGACAGCAAGAUGCACAUGUAUUUUUGAUUGUUACGGAUGGAAUUUCACCUGCCCUAAUAUUUAGUCAAUUUAGGACCGGUUUGUUGUGAUACUGUAGAUAGACCUCUCAUCUUUUCUAGAUAUGCAAUUAAAAUUUGAACAAAUCAUUUUUAGAUACAUGUAUGUGAUGCACUUUUUUCCCUCCAUUUUCAUGCUGUGUUUCAAUCCUUUUAUCGGCAUUUAACUGUUUUUGUAAUGCUGUGAAGUGGAGCGAAUUGGGUUAAUCAGGCAAGAAAUUUGUAAUGGUGUAAGCCCAGCGUGGACCCCCCCUUCCUGUUCACUACUAUAUAAUUAUAUGGUGGUAUUGGUUAUACAUAUAUCGAAUGAGAAGACUUUAGAACGAUGAAUCUGUUUUACUACAAGUUUUGUAUACGUUUGACGAAUAUCUAUGAUGGGAUUUUAUUGGUUGUGCUAAAUAUGUACUUAUAUUUCAUGUUUUCCCUCAAAUCUGAGGAACAUCAACGUUUGUUUGUUAUGCAUUGCUAAAAAAAUAAAUCAUUUUAGAAAAUCCA
Messenger RNA from Ostrea edulis (European flat oyster), 14639 nucleotides. RefSeq lists its product as uncharacterized. Bases 1210 to 14115 code for a protein of 4301 amino acids. Gene Ontology annotation, molecular function: protein binding; calcium ion binding; calcium channel activity. The record is from RefSeq and is a predicted model, not a curated record. The transcript has 33 exons. Gene Ontology annotation, biological process: detection of mechanical stimulus. NCBI's taxonomy places the organism in Eukaryota, Metazoa, Mollusca, Bivalvia, Ostreida, Ostreidae. Gene Ontology annotation, cellular component: membrane.